UUUAUAUCUCCCAACGCAAUGGCAGAUACAGAAAACCAAUCAUCAGCAGCUUCGGCUACGUCGGCUUCUGGAACGCCACAAACAUCUUCAUCAUCCAAAAAGGAAAAGAAGGCAAAAAAUCCACGGGCAAAACCUUCCCAUCCUCCAACAUCUGAAAUGGUGAACAAUGCUAUCAAAUGUCUCAAAGAAAGAGGUGGUUCUUCUCUUCAAGCUAUCAAGAAAUAUAUCGCUGCAAAUUACAAAGUAGAUGCGGAAAAAGUUGCUCCGUUCAUCAAAAAAUACUUAAAAGCUGCAGUUGCUACUUGAUUGUUGGUGCAGACAAAAGGAAAAGGAGCGUCAGAAUCUUUCAAGUUACCGUCGACCUCCUCGUCGUCUUCUGGAUCUGCCAAGCCUAGUUCAGGAGAAAAAAAGAAAGCUGGAGAAGCAGCUAAACCGAAG
Messenger RNA from Diabrotica virgifera virgifera (western corn rootworm), 438 nucleotides. Its product is annotated as histone H1-III-like. Gene Ontology annotation, cellular component: nucleus; nucleosome. The record is from RefSeq and is a predicted model, not a curated record. The transcript has a single exon. Gene Ontology annotation, biological process: nucleosome assembly; chromosome condensation; negative regulation of DNA recombination. NCBI's taxonomy places the organism in Eukaryota, Metazoa, Arthropoda, Insecta, Coleoptera, Chrysomelidae. The coding region runs from base 19 to 306 and encodes 95 amino acids. Gene Ontology annotation, molecular function: nucleosomal DNA binding; double-stranded DNA binding; structural constituent of chromatin.